Messenger RNA from Cuculus canorus (common cuckoo), 6136 nucleotides. RefSeq names its product solute carrier family 30 member 7 (gene SLC30A7). Bases 75 to 1211 code for a protein of 378 amino acids. NCBI's taxonomy places the organism in Eukaryota, Metazoa, Chordata, Aves, Cuculiformes, Cuculidae. Gene Ontology annotation, cellular component: membrane; Golgi apparatus. Gene Ontology annotation, molecular function: zinc ion transmembrane transporter activity. The record is from RefSeq and is a predicted model, not a curated record. Gene Ontology annotation, biological process: zinc ion transport; intracellular zinc ion homeostasis; transmembrane transport. The transcript is spliced from 11 exons.
CGCACUGGGCUGGGCGGAAGUGAGAGCGGCGCGUGGGCGGGCGGCCCGGGGAGCGCCGCCGCCGCCCCGCCGCGAUGCUGCCCCUCUCCAUCAAGGACGAUGAGUACAAGCCGCCUAAGUUCAACCUACUCAGGAAGGUGUCGGGAUGGUUCAGGUCCAUCCUGGCUGACAAGACCUCCCGCAACCUCUUCUUCUUCCUCUGCCUCAACCUCUCCUUCGCCUUCGUGGAGCUGCUCUACGGCAUCUGGAGUAACAGUUUAGGUCUAAUAUCAGAUUCUUUUCAUAUGUUUUUUGACUGUACUGCUCUAUUGGCUGGAUUGGCAGCUUCGGUUAUUUCAAAAUGGAGGUCAAACGAUGCUUUCUCAUAUGGGUAUGUUCGAGCAGAAGUGCUUGCUGGUUUUGUGAACGGUUUAUUCCUCAUCUUUACAGCAUUUUUCAUUUUUUCUGAAGGUGUUGAGAGAGCGCUUGAACCUCCUGAUGUGCAUCAUGAGAGACUUCUUCCUGUUUCUAUACUAGGAUUCAUUGUAAAUCUUAUAGGAAUAUUUGUUUUUCAACAUGGAGGUCAUGGGCAUUCACAUGGCUCUGGGCAUGAACACAGCCAUUCUCUAUUUAAUGGUGGUCUCAGCCAUGGUCACAGUCACGGAGGUCAUGGUCACAGCCAUGAACAUAAACAUGGUCACGGCCACACUCACGAUCAUGGCCAUGGCCACUCUCAUGGUCAAAGUUAUUGUCAUGAUGAUCACUCUCUUGAAAGGAUGGCUGGAUCCAGCAAACAGAUAUUACAAGGUGUAUUUCUACACAUCGUUGCAGACACGCUUGGAAGUAUUGGUGUAAUCAUAUCUGCUUUAUUAAUGCAGAACUAUGGUCUAAUGAUAGCAGAUCCUAUUUGUUCAAUGCUGAUAGCAAUACUUAUAGGCGUCAGUAUUGUUCCGCUUUUAAAAGAAUCCAUUGGAAUUUUGAUGCAGCGAACUCCUCCUUCCUUGGAAAAUGUCCUGCCUCAGUGCUACCAGAGGGUGCAGCAGCUGCAAGGAGUUUACAGUUUACAUGAUCCACACUUUUGGACCCUCUGUACUGAUGUUUACAUAGGGACUUUGAAGUUACUAGUAGCUCCUGAUGCUGAUGGAAGGUGGAUUCUAAGCCAGACGCACAAUAUUUUUACUCAGGCAGGAGUGAGACAGCUUUACAUACAGAUCGAUGUUGCAGCCAUGUAGUGAAUUUCUGAAACUGUGCUGUUGGACCAAAGUUUUCUGUACUGUAACGGUGUAACAACGUGCUUCUUGAGACAGAGCCUGCCUCCACUGCUGCUCUGGAGUUGACUGAAAACAUUUCUGCCCUUGGGCCAUGGAUGGAGUUCACUUUGAAGGAGUAAAUAUUGAAUGAAUGUUCUGGACUUCAGGUCGUGUCUUUUUGUGGCCCCUAAACUUGUAAGUUUUUGAGGGUUUUUUACUUACUGAGAUUGUAGUACUGGAAACCCUGUCACGUCUUCAGUAAAGCUGCUGAAACCACUACUCAUUCCCAUAAAACCAGUGUUAUCAGCAAUUGGAAACUUGUUUUGUAGCUGAUGUCACAAUGGCUGACAUGCUUCAGUAUAAUUCUCUGUUUGUACAAUUGUUUGUACUUUGCAAACUUAAUGAAACAAACCAUAUUGGGUUUUCCAAGUGCCUUUUAUAUCAGGAGAGGUAUUUGCCAGCAUAAAUAUGGAGUAUCAAAGGGUUUUAUUACUUCUACGAAUAUCUUGUAUGCAGUGAGGUUAUUUACUAGUGAUGUAUGGGGGUUUGUGUACUCGCGUUGCUGUAGAUGUUAGACUUCUUCCCCUACACCUGCAUCCUCCCAGACAGACGGGAAAAUUCCAAAUGUAACAGGCAAAACUAUCGUGAAGAGGUUUGCUUCCAGAACAAGAUGGAGAUUUUGUUGCAUACACCUUAUGGAAAUUAUUUCAGUCAAAAUAUUUGGUCUAAGUCCAAUUCUUAGUCUCUUCAUUCUGUCGAGAGUGACGAGACAUUCCUUGAUGCUACACGUGUUCAUCGUCACUGAGAGAACAGGCAGCUGAGGGAAGGUGCUUGUGAGAGGGGCAAUGCUUGAAGCUUUUUAUCUUUCAAAUGAUGUGGUGGGAAAAAUUAAAUCCCUAAAUUGUUUGUGAAAGCUUAAAUCUUCUUGAUUUUAAUAGGUUCUAAUAAGUAAUUAGUGAGACAACUUUUGCCUUUCCAGAUACUGAAAAUAGUUGUACCUGGUGGUUGUACCUGAAAUGGAAAUGAGGACCAUGGUUCCUGCUGGUUGAUUUUGUUUCUUCCAGGUUGACAAGUCCAGUAUUUUUUACUAUCUUACUGUAGCCCUCUGUGUUUUCAUAGGGGAAAAAAGUUCCAUGUGGUCAGUUGUGUUUUCUCCAGAAACAUUCGUCUGUCAUGUUUUUCUAGUGUUUAUAAUCAUUUUACACUGUCAGAUCUGAGCAUUGUGUUCAAAGACAAUCUGCUCUGCAAGGCAUUACGGAUGCUGGUUCCACUGGGCUGUACUGGUUAACCUAGGGAAGAUUUUAUAAGAGUACAUUUUGCAAACGGAACAUUGUGGAUUAAAAAACCAAACCAGGCAUUUUGCUGAUAAAUCAUAGUAGCUCCCGACUGGUGGAGAUUUUACGUAUCCCUAAGGGCCUCUGAAGCUGACAGUGUCUGUGCAGUAGGUGCUGGGCACUGUGAAAGCACCGAGGAUUCCUUUGCAGAAAUGGUUUGCUUGCCACCAGUGAUGCAGAGAUGAAGUUCCUUGUGUUCAUUCUGUCAUUCCUCUGCAGCACCUGAAUUUUUAUCUGUCUUCAUGUGAACACACGACGGUUGCCACAUUGAUGGAUGGUUUCCAAGUUCUCCAGAGAAGAUGCUGAAACAGGAAUGUUGGAUCUGUACAAGGCUUGGGGCUGCACGCUUGUGCUUGGAACUGAAAGCUGGGUAUAAAGAAAAAUAGAAGUAAAAAGCCACAUGCACAGUGUGUUUAAGCUUUACAGUCUCUUCCAGCCUUCAGAUCUUUCUUUAUUGCUGUUGUUGGUUUCCAGUCUUGUUUGCUUCUCCCGGGGAUGCAGAGCGCCCUUCUGUCUGGCUGCACUGCUCCACGUCUCUUUCCUGGCUGCCUGCCCCCGACAGGCUCCCUCCGUCUCUCACCUUGCAGGUGCUCUGCCAGGCCUGGAGUUCCUGAUGGGAGAAUGGGAUUGGAGAGCUGCACAGAGGGGUGCAAGAAUCUGUUGAGCAGAUUCGAACAUUGCAGUUUAAGGUGCCGUCUGCAUAAAUGCUCACAGCAGAGGUAAUUAAAAUAGGGUUGGGAUUACAGGGCGGAGGUCCCUCAUACUGUUGAGUAUGUUGCAUACAGGCUGCUGCUUGUCUAUUGACAGCGUGAUUUCAUGAUUUUAUUUUUAAAUAGUCAGUUUGCUGCUGUUUAAGGCCAGACAUCAGCUGCUGUCGCUUUAAAGGCAAGUACCAGCCAACUUCAUUGCAGUUGUGUCCUGAUCCAAGAGCGGGCUUUGGUUUGUAUCAUUUUUAGACCCGCACCUUUUGGGACUGAGUGUUCCCAGACUUGCUGAAAUGCUGCAGAGCUGCCCAGGAUGCUGGGCUUGGCCACUGGCUUAGUUGUUUUUAAUGAAAAGAUGACUGCUGCAACUCGCUUCCAAGUGAGAAUCUGCCUGAGUGGCAGUUGGAUUUGGUGGUGGUGAUUGUUGUUUUUUUUUAAGAUGUGUGGCUACAAACUUUUUAAAUACGGGAAAUGGAGUGAAAAAGCCUGUUGACAGAUCAUUACACAAAUUUGAAUGGGUUUUGGACAUAUUUUUGUUGCUUAUGAGGACUUAUCUGACUGUUGAAGCGUACGUACAAGGCUGAGUUUUCUAACCAAGAUGGCACUUUCUUCAUUGUUUUAAGGACAACUUGAUGUUCUUAUACUAAGAAAUAUAUCAUUUGUUUGUUCGAUGUAAUUUGGGAUAGCAUAGGGAAGUCGGAUGGAAAUAGACUUUAAGCUUUCUUAGGCUUCCUGGAAAAGGAUAAGCAUACCAAUGUUCUACAAAAGACAGUAGAUGCCUCAUGCAGUUGGUAACCACAGUCUCACCUUGUGUGCCAGUAAACAGCUUUUUUUUUUUUCACCUACUAAGGGGACACCCGCUUAGGAAAGCAUAAAUCGUGCACUUGGGAGUUCAGCUUUUCCUAUCCUGAGAGUCAAAGCUCUGUUACUUUGAGUUUUGCUAAUUACCUAACACUGAGCCGAUUUAGAACACUUUACUUCUAACACUUUAUCAGAGAUGCAUCGCAUCAUCUAAACACAGUUUUGUGGGAGCGACUGACAUCCAGAGAUGGAUGAAUGUCUGCCGAUCACCUGCUAACACUCAGCUCCCUGGUGCCCGGUACUGAAUUUUGAAUCAAGUUUUCAAAGUAAGAUUUUUCUCCUGUUUUUGUGUAGCUGAAGCUUCCUGUGGUGUUGCUGCUCUGUCUGUGCAAGGCAUUUAUCUGUGACUGAAAACGGUAACUCACAAUUGUAUUGGCCCAAAGACCAAGCCUGCCAGCUGCACGGUUCUUUUGGGACCUACAGCACAACAACAUGACCAAUGCUACAGGGGGUCUGCAUUAAUCGAUGUUCAAUGUAGCAAAGACCAAGGGAAGAAAACUCCUCUGAGGAGGAUGCACGGUGAAGACUGGUCCCUCCGUAGGCCAGUCUAUACGUACAGACUUGUUCCUUACAUCAGCAGGGCUCCUGCGAGAGUGGUUACUUGUGUGGUUUGCUAAACUGAGGUGAAAAGUGCUGGUCCAAAUAAAUGACUCAGCUUUUAUGUAAUACUGCUUACUGAAACAAAAGUUUAAUUGCAUCAUUAGUAAGAGCUGCUGACACUAUCUUUUCAUAAAAAUGGUAACUGCUGCUACAAUAAAAUUGACCUUAGUGACUCCUAACAUCCUUAAUUUCUUUUCUGAAGAAGUCCAGCCGGGUUUGAAGGUGAGGGAAGGAAAGAGCAUCCCUUGUUGACUGUUGUAAGAGAACCUGUUUUGGAAAUGUAAACAAGAUACAAGAGGGGAGAGAAGCUGCUGCUGAACUGCAGUUUUCUGCCCUUUGCCCCCUCAGUGCAAUCAAACUGUGAAGUCCAUGGCUUUUCUCCCUCAGUGCAGAUUUCAGUGGCAGAAACCUUCAUGCUUCUAGAAAACACAAAUCCUAAUCAAUACUCAUGUAACGGGAUCUUUAAAUUCCAGUUCAGAGCAACAGCUUUAGUUCCCAAUUAAGCCUUGUUUCCCCAGCAGCCGUCAGACUGCCACUGGCUGUGAUUCUUUAUCAUGCCACCCCUUUUAAGCGUGUUUGGGAAUGAGCAUAGAGGGAUUGGCUUUGUUCUUGUUCUUUAUUUUUUAAUAAUCCAUUUCUCUGAUCCCUGGUGCUGCUUCUGGUUAAUUCCUCCUUUACACUUCUAUGAAAAUCCCUAUCUGCAGCCUGCCGGGAUUCCCUUUUGGAUUCCUCCCCCAUUCAGGCUUUGUUGCAGUGACCAGCUCUGUGGGACUUCACUGGCCAGAGACUGCUCUAAUGUGAAAAGGUGCCAGUUAAGCUUCUGCUGUGCCUGGCUGUGAAGGCUCCGUGUCUCGCUGUGUGCACAGACUGGUUAAUCUGCUCGUCUGUUCCAGCGAGCUACAAAAAGUUCCUGCCUGCCUGUGUGGUAAUUCGGCGGAAAUAAUGUGUAAAACGACUUGUGUAUUUCACUUCCCAUGUGCAUUGAAGAUUUUCAUGUGUAUGCUGGGAUCUUGUACAAGAGUUAAAUGAAUUGCUACAGCGUUUUGGCUGAAGUGUGAAAUAUUGUGAAUGAAGAAAUUGCCAAAAUCAUUCCUGGUAGCGUACAGCACAUUGCUCGCAUUCAGCAUACUGCUUGCCAUUACCUUCUAAAUGACAGGAAUUACUCCUAGCGGUGACCUGACGUUGAACAGCACGGUACAUCCAAAUACCUGUAACAAAAUCUUAACGGUAGCACAAGGCAGCUCACUACAAUUCUGUGGACUGUGUAUGAUUUUGGCCUGGAAUGCUGAUGUCAGUAGCUUCGCCAUGACUUGUCCCAAGUGCAAUAUUAGAAAUUUUUAAAGUAUUCUUUUCUACUUGAAUACGGUCUAUACAAAAUGUUAAAUGUCCUACAUUGCUGAAAAUAUAU